UACAAAAUUAAACAAAUAGUAAGAAAUGGGUAAAAAAAAAAGUUGAAAAUGUAAUUUUUGGUGUUAGCAUUGAGCCGGCAAACGCUACUUGUACUAAAAUGUCCUAAACUGGACUUCGUGCAGUUCCACGAGUGCCAAGUACAGUUACAGUAACAUUCUGUGAAAAUACCAAACUUUUUAAUUUUGACAUUCUGAAGUAAAAAUUACUAUAAGCUAUCAUAAUUAAUAAUUUAAAAUAUUUAAUAAAUAUAUAAAAAAAUUAUAAAUAAUAAAUAUCCCUAAAAAAAAUAAAAAAUCCAAGGAGUAAAGAUUUUGAUACAUGGACGUCCCUCACUCAAGUAUUAGCUGGCAUAACUCACACAAAGUGAAAUUUCUCAUCUAAACCCUCCUAAAACCUCCCAUUCAAGCCUUGCUAGAUUUAUGACCCUCCUUCUAACUUCCCUGGGAAAUUCAAACCAACAACAAAGUUAGUGAAUUUUAUGAUAUAAUUCAUUCAUCCUCUUCAUUCAAUGGCAAGUAAUAUUCAACACCCAUUUUAAUUCUUGUUUUCUCUUUUUUCCUUUCACCCAUUUAAUAUCUCUACACUUUCUUCACUAAUUAAAACAUCAAAGUUCUUGAAUUUCCUCAAAUUAUAUCAUGAGUUUCAACUUCAUUCCUCUAAAAAUAAUGUUUCUUUUUCACUAAUUACAUACACAAGUAUAGAAAAUAGGUUGAGAUACAAAAAGGGUAUAAAGAAAAAUACCUAAUUAAUUCUAAUACCCAUUUUGAUUCUUAUUUUUCUUUUUUGUUUCCUUCACCCAUUUACCAUAUCUACCCUUUUUUCUCAGUCUCUUGACUAAUUAAAAUAUCAUUGUUCUUGGGUUUUCUCUAUUUCUCAGAAUGUAUCAGGAGUUUCAGCUUCAUUCAUGGUAAAGAUUGUUACUUUUUCACAAAUUACAUACAGAAAAAUAGGCUGAGAUUAAAAAAAAAAAGGGUAUAAAGAAAAUUAAUAAAUUCUAAUACCCAUGUUUGCAUAAUUUUCUUUUAUAGGUGUUUUUUAAUAAAUAUCUGGUGAUAGUUCAGGUAGGAAAUAAAGUUCAGGUAGGAAACUUGCAAAAAACUGACAGUUCAGGUGUGUUUUUGACCAUUAUCUCUAUUCUCUUUCACUCCUAAAUGAGCCAAAGAAUCUUCCUUAUGAAGUCUUUGUCAAUAUUUAAAGCACAAUGCCAAUAUUCAAUCAGUUUUUCAUCCAUUGCUUACAAGUCUUUUGAUAUCAAGACUUUAAUUGUAUCACUUCAAUCAAGUGCUAAUGAAAAAAACAUCAUAGGAGGGAAACAAAUCCAUUGCCAUAUGCUUAGAUGUGGCCAUUUGAAUUUAUCUCCAAUGCCUACAACUAGCCUUAUUAACAUGUACUCGAAAUGCAACUCGAUAUCCAAUGCGUUAUCGGUAUUCUUUACUUCACCACUUGAUCAUAAUGUGUUUGCUUAUAAUGCUAUAAUAGCAGGGUUAAUUGCCAAUGACUUGCCUAAAAGAGUUUUUGAAUUCUAUUUCCAAAUGAGGGUUGUUGGUGUCAUGCCUGAUAAAUUCACUUUCCCUUGUGUGCUUAAGGCUUGUAUAAAUGAAGUAGAUGUGAAAAAGAUUCACGCGUUGGUUUUUAAACUCGGGCUAGAGGAUGAUUUGUUCAUCGGUAGUGCGUUGUUGCAUAGUUAUUUGAUGUAUGGGUUGGUGGAUUUUGCGUUAGAUGUGUUUGAGGAUUUACCGGAGAGGGAAGAUGUUGUGCUCUGGAAUGCCAUGAUAAAUGGCUAUGCACAAACAGGUGAGUUUGGUAGUGCUUUGAUGGUUUUUAGGUGGAUGAUUGAGGAUGGGGUUGUUCCGAACAAGUUUAGCAUAACGGGCGUACUUUCAGCUCUGGCAAAUUAUGGGGAAUUUUAUAAUGGAAAGGUGAUACAUGGGUUUGUGAUAAAAAUGGGAUUUGAUUUGGGGGUUGCUAUUUCAAAUGCAUUAAUAGACAUGUAUGGUAAAUGUAGUUGUGUUGCUGAUGCUUUCGAGGUUUUUGAGAUGAUGUAUGAUAAGGAUAUAUUUUCAUGGAACUCGAUAAUUUGUGUGCAUGAACAAUGUGGUGAUCACGAGGGAACACUGAGGGUUUUCAAAAGGAUGUUGUCCGCUGGAGUUCGUCCUGAUUUGGUGUCUGUCACCACUACACUUCCGGCUUGUGCUCAUUUAGCUGCAUUGAGGCAUGGUAGGGAGAUGCAUGCAUACAUGAUAGUUAACGGUCUGAGGAAAGAUGCUGCUGACAAAGAAUACAAUGAUACUUACAUUGACAAUGCAAUUUUGGACAUGUAUGCCAAAUGUGGAAGCAUGCGUGAAGCUCAGCUGAUCUUUGAUACGAUGAAUUUCAAAGAUGUAGCGUCGUGGAACAUUAUGAUUAAGGGGUAUGGCAUGCAUGGAUUCGGCGUCAAGGCGUUAGAAUUGUUUUGUGAUAUGUGUAAGGCAGAAUUGAGGCCUGACGAUGUCACGUUUGUUGGGGUUUUGUCGGCUUGCAGCCAUUCAGGCCUUGUAAAACAGGGGAGAGAAUUUCUUGCACAAAUGCAGCCGAAGUACGGCGUUGUGCCUUCUAUUGAACAUUACACCUCUGUGAUUGACAUGCUAGGUCGUGCUGGGCAGCUUGAAGCUGCUUAUGAGUUGUUAUUAACAAUGCCUAUUAAGGCCAAUUCUGUAGUAUGGAGGGCAUUCUUGGCUGCCUGUCGUCUCCAUGGUAAUUCUGAUCUAGCUGAGGUUGCUGCAAAUCAGGUACUUGAUCUUGAACCAGAGCAUUGUGGAAGUUAUGUCAUAUUAUCAAAUGUUUAUGGACAGACUGGUCGCUAUGAAGAGGUUUUAGAGGUACGAGAUGCAAUGAAGCUACAAAAUGUAAGGAAGACACCUGGUUGCAGUUGGAUUGAACUUCGCAAUGGUGUCCAUGUCUUUAUUACUGCUGAUAAGUCACAUCCUGAAGGAAACCUUAUUUAUGCUGGAUUGAAUUCUUUAACUGCUCGAUUGCGUGAGCAUGGUUAUACACCUGAAUCUGAUGCCUUGGAAAGCAGUCCAUGAUAUUUCAGACUUAUUCUCCGUCGUCCUGGAUGAAUAUUCCUGAAGGACAGGUUGAAAUGUACAUGCUGAUGCUUUGAAAACUUGCAGAUAGACUUUCCAUUGAAAAAUGAAAAGUGUGCUUUUCAAUUUUGGAGCAAAAGUUACCGUAUUUUCAUUUUUUUCGAUAUACGAGUCCCAUGUGCACUCUAGAUUUCCAUCUGGAUCUUGCAACUGGAAGCUUGUUGGUGCCCGCCAUUUUGCAGCAUCUGCUCUAACCAGGGGGGUAUUUAAUGCAACUAAGGACUAUGCUUCUCUUUUUGAUGGAGAUGGUCAUGGAACGGAGACCAGGUAGAAGAAUUCCAACCUCUUUGUGAAGUUUAGAGUGACAAGGCAACGAUUGAAGUAACAAGUCGUUGCAAAGGAAAAAUUUGUCAAAUUCUUCAUGUUCCUGCUAACAUCGUCAAGAUAACAAAAGAACUGUCACUGCUACUGCAAUUCGCUAAGAUAAAUAAGCUUAGUCCUGAUGAUAUAUCAGGGGAACUAUUACUCUUAAGCAAUAUUGGAGGAAUUGGUGGAAAGCUUGGUUCCGCGCUUAUAUAUUCACCUGAAGUUGCCAUCAUAGGAAUGGGCCAGAUCCAGAAAAUUCCGCACUUUGCUGAAGAUGGGAAUGUAUAUCCUGCAUCAGUCGUGACGGUAUGAUGUAAUUUAAAGAUCUCCAUGAGGGACCCUUCUCACAUUGUUAUAAUCAUCUACCUGUGCAAUGCAUCAAAACCAGGCGCGUCCAUGAAAAAUGUUUCAGUAUCUCAUAUAGGACGGUGUUGUUCUUUUCAGAUAAAUAUAGGUGCAGAUUAUAGAGUUCUUGAUGGAGCACCUGUUGCAAAGGUUCUACAAUGAGUGGGAAAAAUUUGUGGAAAUGCCGGACCUCUUUUGCUGUGUACAAGAUAAAUUCUCGUAUCCGAAAGUCUCAAGUUCGAAUCCCAGCAGAGACAAAAAAUACUAGGUGAUUCCUUCCCAUCUGUCCUAGCCUUGGUGGGCAGAGUUACUUGGUACUUGUUGCUGGUGGGAGGUGGUAAGUAUCCGUGGAAUUAGUCCAGCCGCGUGCAAGUUAGCUCGGACACCAUGGCUAUCCAAAAAAAAAAAAAAAAGUUCUCGCAUCCGAAAGUUGAUCAGAAAUAAUGUUCGUCUAUUCCAAGCCAAAGGCUGAUUUUGGCCUUCCUUCUCAUUAUUUUGUUGGUAUAAAGAUCAUUUGCAGCCUAUAGGUGUCCUGAAAGCAAGAAUCACUAAUCUAAUAAGAUCAAGGCAGUGUUAGCAUGCAAUGUGCUGUUGUACUUGGAGAAGAAAAAAAGGAGAAAUAUUGUUACAGAGACUAUUCUUCUUGAUGAUAAGCAUUUGUUUUAAAAUUAAA
Messenger RNA from Lycium barbarum (goji berry), 4450 nucleotides. Its product is annotated as pentatricopeptide repeat-containing protein At3g14730-like. Lineage: Eukaryota; Viridiplantae; Streptophyta; Magnoliopsida; Solanales; Solanaceae. The record is from RefSeq and is a predicted model, not a curated record. The coding region runs from base 1153 to 3066 and encodes 637 amino acids. The transcript is spliced from 3 exons. Gene Ontology annotation, biological process: RNA modification. Gene Ontology annotation, molecular function: protein binding; RNA binding.